AUUAUAGGGAAUUUUGUAUGUUGGUACUUCUCUCGGGUUGAUGACUUUUAUAACCGUUUGAAUUUGAAAGAUUUCCCAGCAUAAAUGUUAUGAAUAUUUACCUUUACAGUAACAAAUUGUAUUACAAAUUAGUAACAUGAGUUUUAGUGAUUUAAGUCAAAUAUCGGAUAUUAGUAGUAUAUCACGAAUUUCUCGUGUGAAUUGUAGUCGAAUAAUGGGCAGAUUAGAUUCGCUGCAAAAUUCAUCAGUACAACAACAUAGCCUGAUACAUAAUGCAAGCAAAGCUGUCACAAACCAGAAUCAAGAAUCUAAUCAUCUUCAGAAGGCUGCAAAACGUUUGACCUUAUGUGAAGAAAGCAUUGGUGACCAUAUAAAAAGUAAAAUGAUUUUAAAAUGUAUACAGGAUGCCACCAUGAAUACAAAAGAAACAUUAUCCAAAAAUGUUGUUUCUAAAUUGAAAGGGUUACUUUUGAUGCAUGAAGUUGACAAAUACAUGCAUUUACCAUCCAGGUCUAAAAAGAAGCAAGAAAAGUUAACAGUCUUGGGAAUUACUGAUUUGCCAGAAUAUGAUCUCACUCAUGAAGAAAAGUUGGAUGUUAAAUGUUAUGUAGAAGCAUUAUUAAGGGAGAAAAUACAUGAUUUUAUUUUGAGUUAUGAAAGUUUUGGAGGUAACAUGAAAGAAGUAAUGAGGUCAAAUGAUUGUAAUAUGCAUAAAAAAUUGUUUAAACCUCAUGAAGUAGAAAUGUUGCAAUGGAAAGAUAAGAUUGAAGAAUUAUGUGAGCAAUAUACAAGUGAUAUUGAUAAAUGUCGAAUUCUAUUUAAUAAUUGGAACAGUCUUAAGUAUAAAGAUGUCAAUCGUAUUUAUUUCGAAAAAGCAGAAUACAUGUUGCUACAAGCUGAAGUUGCAGAAGUACAAGCAAAAAUUACAAAAUUAUCCUGCAUCAUGAGAAUGUAUAAGGAGAUUCCAGAGACUAUUGAUGCUUACAAAAUAUUAAAUGCAAUCAUAGAUGAAAAAUUAUUUGCAACAAUGAAUAAGAUCGAGGAAAAGGAAAAUUUAAAGAAACAAUAUGAAAAUUUGCAAAAUACAGAAUAUAGUAAUAUUUUAAAAACUUACUUACAGUUCUGUAAAGCUAUUGAGAAGAAGAGACAAAUAUUAGAAAAAUUAUAAGCUUAUAUUCUUUGUUUGAUUAUAAAGUUAAUUCUUUUUUAGGAACAAAAUUAUAUUAUUUUAAAGUAUAUCAUUAUUUAUUGUUGUUAUCGAAUACUGAUAGAUAUAAGAAAUAUGAUAAAUGAGUGUAUUAAUACUUUGUAUAAUGAAUUAAUAUAAAAUGUACUAGGAAGAUAAUAGUAAAAAUUAUAGAAAA
Messenger RNA from Nomia melanderi (Alkali bee), 1364 nucleotides. RefSeq lists its product as uncharacterized. The record is from RefSeq and is a predicted model, not a curated record. Lineage: Eukaryota; Metazoa; Arthropoda; Insecta; Hymenoptera; Halictidae.